CUCUUUUUGACCGUUGCUUUCCUCAACGUCUCUUUCUGAACUCUCUCUCUCAUCAGCUCCCUCUUCUUUUCCCCCCCUACAACCAGAUUUGUCUUCUAAAAAGUUCUCUUUUCAUUUUUCGUUCUACGGAUUGAUCGAUGAAACCAGGAAACGGAGUUCCUUACUGUUUAAGCUUCCUCUGCUUAUGAGAUUCGGUUUUAGCAGAGAUUUCAUCUAGAAGAAACGAUUGCUUUGAAAUAGAAUUCAUUUUCAUCUGGCCUCAAAAAAUCCUUAUGAAUUUGGUGGAAAAUAUAUGGCCUUCUUAUAAUCUGGGUUUUCCAUCUGAGCUUGAAAAAUUCAUAGAAGGUGAUAGAGAAAGAGCGAGAUGGGAUGUUCUAAUUCAAAGCUGGAUAAUGAAAAGGCAGUGCAGCUUUGUAAGGAUAGGAAAAGAUUUAUUAAACAGGCUGUGGAGCAGAGGAUCAGAUUUGCCUCUGUACAUGUUGCUUAUCUACAGUCCUUAAAACGAGUCUCUGAUGCUCUUCAUAAUUAUGUUGAGGGAUAUGAAUCCCUUGACUUUCUGUUGGAUUCAUACACUACCCCACCUUUGACGCCCACCAAAAAUAUUGGCCCGGAUAUCAUCUCAGUUUCAUCUAAAUCCUUGUCAACAUCGCCAAUUCAAUCUGAGACAAACUCAUUUUUCAAAGUGAAUUGCCUGAAGUCGGGUGGAAAUCCAUCGGUUUAUGUUGAGGAGAGACCCCCGUCUCCAGAGAUGGUGAGAAUUGAAUCAUAUUCCCCAAUGCACCGUUUUGGGAUUGAUGGAUUCUUUACAAUGAAGUCUUCACCCAUGAAUUCAUCACCAUCAUUCAUCUCUUCAUCUCCAAACAAUGGAUCUAGUUUUCCUCCCCCAUCACCCCAGGCUUCUCAAUGGGACUUAUUUUGGAAUCCAUUUUCCUCAUUGGAUGUGUAUAGCUAUACCGCUUGGGGUAGUCUGGAUCACACUGAAAUGGAUAAUGAGAUCACAGGAUUGAGGCAGGUUCAAGAAGAAGGAAUUCCUGGUUUGGAUGAAGUGGAAGGAAAGAAAGAAGACAAGGAAGAUGAGAAGGUAGAAAUGACAGAAGGAACUAAAAUCGACUCAGACUGUUGUAGAGAAGCGGUUAUAGUCAAAGAUGCUUCUGAAACUGGAAGUGACACUGAUGCUGAGCAUAAAGUUAAAGGACUACAGUCCCAUGGUGCUAAGAAUACUGAAGUAUCAAAAGCACAAAAUGAAGAACUUAAAGUGAGUAAUCAAGAGACUACUGUUGCUGAUCAAGAAGCAAAGAAAGAAACACCUGGUUUUACUGUUUAUGUAAACCAAAGACCAACAAGUAUGACAGAGGUCAUCAAGGACCUAGAGACUCAGUUCAUUAUAAUUUGUAAUUCAGCUAAUGAGAUAUUGAAGAUGUCAGAGGCUAGCAACGCUCAGAACACCACAUUCUCAAAUGAACUCACGGGUCUGAAAAUGCUAAAUCCAAUUGCAUUAUUCUAUUCAGUUUCAUCACACUCAUCAAGAGUUUUCAACAAUUCUUCAAGUUUUGAGAAUGUGGGUUAUGAUAGUAGCAGUGACUUUUCUGAAGACUCGUGUAUGUUCUCAGGGAGUGACCAAUCAACUCUAGACAAGCUAUAUGCUUGGGAGAAGAAGCUAUACAAGGAAGUCAAGUCUGGAGCACAGAUUCGUAUUGCCUAUGAGAAGAAAUACAUGCAACUCAUGAACCAAAAAGGGAAAGCAGAGGAUCCCUCUGUGGUACAUAAAACAAAAGCAGCAAUAAGAGAUCUCCAUACACAGAUCAAGGUCUCAAUACACUCCAUUGAAACAGUAUCGAAAAGAAUUGAAACUUUAAGGGAUGAAGAAUUACAGCCACAGCUUUUGGAAUUGAUACAAGGGUUAGCAAAGAUGUGGAAAGUGAUGGCAGAGUGUCACUGUACCCAGAAGCGUACAAUAGACGAAGCCAUGCUCUUACUAGCUCCGAAACUGAAGGAGCCGAAACACACCAGAAUAGCAGCACCAAGUGAACUACUAGACCGACUAGUUAGAUCGGCUUCACAGCUUGAGACAGAGCUCCGAAAUUGGCGAGCUUGCUUCGAGUCAUGGAUCUCUUCACAGCGAUCCUACGUUCAAGCACUAACCGGGUGGCUCCUCCGAUGCAUCUGCUCCGAUCCUGAAACAUCAAAGUUGUUACCCCUCUCUCCUCACCGUUCUGGUGGGACCCCUCCCAUAUUUGGAAUUUGCAUUCAAUGGUUCAGAUUCCUCGACACCAUCAGUGGGAAACCUGUAAUGGAUGGCCUCGAUUUUUUUGCCAAUGGGGUGAGAUUGAGAUCAGUAGUACACGCAGAGAAACCAUGUGACGAGAAGUUGGGGUGGGAAUGGGAUUGCCGCCAAACUCUGACAGAGUCGAAGCGAUUUGCUGGAGAGAAGCUGGAGGUGGUGGAGGUGAGUCGCAGUCUGGGGGACUCGGUGGUAGCAGAAGAGAUGGCUUCAGGGGUUGUUGGCAUGAGAGUUCUCUGUGCUGGGAUGUCGGUCGCCAUGAGCUCUAUAACAGAAUUUGCGGUUAGGUCGGCAGAAGGGUACACAGAGCUGGUUAAGCUAUGGGAGAAUGUAGGUAAUGGGGGGGAUAGAGAGGAGGAAGGGAUCCAUCCUUUCACCACUGAGAGCUUGAGCGCUAACUCACCUCCUCCUCUCUGAUUUUUUAGAUAUUACAUAUGUGCACAUUUAUUUUAAAUUAAAUCAUUAAAAAUAGUGAAAUUUCUUAUUUAUGACAAACAAGGUUCUAAGGUGUAUUAAAAAUAGUGAAAUUUCUUAUUUAUGACAAACAAGGUUCUAAGGUGUA
This is a messenger RNA of Nelumbo nucifera (sacred lotus), 2843 nucleotides long. RefSeq lists its product as uncharacterized. The record is from RefSeq and is a predicted model, not a curated record. NCBI's taxonomy places the organism in Eukaryota, Viridiplantae, Streptophyta, Magnoliopsida, Proteales, Nelumbonaceae.